This is a messenger RNA of Pezoporus flaviventris, 1061 nucleotides long. Its product is annotated as chloride intracellular channel protein 2-like. The transcript is spliced from 6 exons. Gene Ontology annotation, biological process: chloride transmembrane transport; negative regulation of ryanodine-sensitive calcium-release channel activity. The record is from RefSeq and is a predicted model, not a curated record. Lineage: Eukaryota; Metazoa; Chordata; Aves; Psittaciformes; Psittacidae. The coding region runs from base 187 to 930 and encodes 247 amino acids. Gene Ontology annotation, molecular function: chloride channel activity.
GCACACCCCAUUGCUCCUCCCCGCUUCAAAAGGAAGGAAAGGGCAAGCCCCGGCCCUCCGCGAGCGGGUGUGAGCGCAGCCAAGGUGCUCAAGCCCUCAACCCUCUGAAAGCCUCCCGUGCUGGUGCUCCACGGAGGACAGACCAAGUCAGCGCAGCAGUGAGCGAUCCCUCCCCACGCUCCUGGGAUGGAGAGUCGGCAGCACAGCGCCACCGAAGAGCCUGAGAUCGAGCUAUUUGUGAAGGCUGGUCUGGAUGGAGAGAACAUCGGGAACUGCCCCUUCUGCCAGCGCCUCUUCAUGGUGCUGUGGCUGAAAGGGGUCAAGUUCAACGUCACCACAGUGGACAUGACCAGGAAACCUGAAGAGUUGAAGGACUUAGCACCAGGCACCAACCCACCCUUCUUGCUGUUCAACAAGGAGCUGAAAACAGACUUCAUCAAGAUUGAGGAGUUCCUGGAGCAGACCCUGGGCCCACCCAUGUAUCCGCGCCUCAGUCCCAAGUACAAGGAGUCCUUCGAUGUGGGGAGUGACAUCUUUGCCAAGUUCUCGGCGUACGUCAAGAACCCACGCAAGGAAGCGAAUAUCAGCUUUGAGAAGGCCCUGCUGCGGGAGUUCCAGCGCCUGGACGUUUACCUGAACACGCCUCUCCCUGACGAGAUCGACCAGGACAGUGUGGAAGAUGUCACCGUCUCCAAGAGGAGGUUUCUGGAUGGAGACCAUCUGACGCUGGCUGACUGCAACCUCCUGCCCAAACUGCACAUCAUCAAGAUUGCAGCCAAAAAGUACCGCAACUUUGAGAUCCCGGCAGACAUGACAGGCGUGUGGCGCUACCUCACCAAUGCGUAUGCCUGCGACGAGUUCAGCCACACAUGUCCUGCGGAUGAGGAGAUCGAGCACACCUAUGCCAGCGUGGCCAGAAAGAUGACCUAACCCGCAAGGGGCACCCGCCUCCCUCCGCAAGGCAGGGACCGGAGGGGGCUCAAAGCACUGCUGCCCCUGUCCUUCCUAAUAGUGCCUUGCUUCACACCACUCCUCCUCCCGCUCCUCUGGCAAGGACCCAU